GAAAGAGGGAGGAGAACGUGUUUGUCGAGAUACUUGGAGGCUUCAGGACGAUACCUUUUAAAAUUGAACAACAGAGCCGGGACAGCAUGCUGACUUUGCCAUUUGAUGAACAGUCCUCCAAUCAAACCAUCAGUUCAGUAAGGAUGAGUUGGACCUCUAACAAAUUAGUCAAAUUGAUUAAGCCAGAGAUUGACAGAGCCCCAGAGGAAAGCCUUGAUACCAGGAGGGAGGAUGAACUGAGGGAUGUUGAAGUGAAGGAGGAGGAAAGUGAAGCAGGAGAUCCAGCUUGGCUCAGAAGAAGGGCUUCUCAAAAGAAGAAACUGAGCCACUCUCGCCUGGACCGGGUUCGACUACGACGGAUUGAAGCAAAUGCGCGGGAAAGACAACGUAUGCAUGGACUUAACAAUGCAUUGGACAGCCUGAGAAAGGUGGUUCCCUGUUAUUCCAAGACACAAAAGCUGUCCAAAAUAGAAACCCUCCGCUUGGCCAAGAACUACAUCUGGCUUCUCAGUGAGAUCCUGAGCACUGGCAAAAGGCUGGACUUGCUCACAUUUGUUCAGACUCUGUGCAAAGGUCUCUCUCAGCCAACCACUAACCUUGUCGCUGGCUGUCUCCAGCUCAACACCUGCAGCCUCAUCUCACAACCUGACGAGGAGUCAUUGUCUCUGUACGCAGCCUAUGAUCACCAUCCUGGUCCCGAGGCUGGGGGCUCCACCACAGCGGGUAGCGGUAGGUCUCUGCGGCCCUUUGGCUCUUUCUGCAGCCCCUUUGAGUCUGUAAACGACAGUUCCUCUCCAGACAGUUCUGGUUCUCUGGAUAUGGGGACUCUCAGCCCACCCUUCAACUUCAGUGGGCUUUUCACCCUCAAACACGAGGAACCGGUCGACUACCGAAGUUGUCACAAUGGUCUCCGCUAUUGUCCCAUCAAUCAGGCCUCCAGCUCAGACCUUGGUCCCUAUGACAUCCAACUCCGGGGACAGUUUUACCAGGUGCAGGGGGAAUUAAACAAGCCUUUCCAUAAUUAAUAAACAGCAUAUAAAUGGAUGAGUUCUUAAGAAGUUCAGUAGUGCCAACAAUAACAGGGAAAAAGCUAGGGUUUGUGAGUGCAUGAUGAGAAAGUAGUAAGUCAUCUUCACUGAACUGUCUGCGGACGACAACCUGUAAUGUGACAGACACAGACGGACACACACACAAGGAAAACAUGCAGAGUCCCAUAAUAAUAAUAAUAAUAAUAAUAAUAAUAAUAACAAUAAUCUGUUAGCUACAUAAUGACUUUUUCUUCUUGUGGGCCAAAUCGCUGAGGGUUUUACCCAAAACACAUGAAUACUUUUAAAAUAUCAGGGCAUUUAUCCAGAACUUUGCUCCCUGAAACUACAUUUAAAUUGAAUG
This is a messenger RNA of Maylandia zebra (zebra mbuna), 1389 nucleotides long. The record is from RefSeq and is a predicted model, not a curated record. Lineage: Eukaryota; Metazoa; Chordata; Actinopteri; Cichliformes; Cichlidae.